UUUGGUAAUGCAAAAACAGUUAGAAACGACAACUCAUCUAGAUUUGGCAAAUACAUUGACAUUCAUUUUCGUGCUGAUGGAGCUAUUGAAGGUGCUAGAGUUGAGCAGUAUUUGCUGGAAAAAUCCAGAAUUGUUAAUCAGGCUCAUGAUGAGCGAAAUUAUCAUAUAUUUUAUUGCCUACUAGCUGGUUUAAGUCAAGCUGAAAAAGAUGAACUAUAUUUGAGAGAUGCUAAAGAUUACUAUUAUUUAACUCAGGGAAAAACUCUGGUUGCCGAUGGUCGUGACGAUGCUGCAGAUCUGGCUGAAAUAAGAUCUGCAAUGAAAGUACUGUUUUUUAAAGAACCUGAAAUAAAGACUAUUUUUAAGAUAUUGGCUGCACUGCUUCAUAUUGGCAACAUUAAAUACAGCGCAACAAUGUUGAACAAUAUGGAAGCAACAGAAAUACGGGAUAGAGCCGGUGUUGCACGAGUUGCUAAACUUCUUCAAGUGGAUGAAAGAACCUUAGUGAAUGCACUAACUACAAGAAGUUUGGUGACACGAGAAGAACGAGUGGUUUCCUGUCUUACCGCCGAACAAAGUUUAGAUGUAAGAGAUGCGUUAGUAAAAGGUAUUUAUGGUAGACUCUUCAUCUCAAUUGUUAAUAAAAUCAACGAUGCAAUUUACAGGCCACAAAAACCUGGACAAAAAAGGCGCAACAUUGGAGUACUUGAUAUAUUUGGCUUUGAAAAUUUUACGAUGAAUAGCUUUGAGCAGCUUUGUAUCAAUUAUGCAAAUGAAAAUCUGCAGCAGUUCUUUGUACGUCAUGUUUUUCGACUGGAACAACGAGAAUAUGAAGCAGAAAAAAUUGACUGGAAAAGUAUCGAGUAUACAGACAACCAAGAUGUGUUGGAUAUUAUUGCGAUGAGACCAAUGAAUAUUUUUUCCAUUAUCGAUGAAGAAAGUAUAUUCCCGAGAGGCACAGAUCAAACAAUGCUGAAUAAACUGCACGCUAAUCAUAGUAUAAAUAGUCGCCUAUAUUUAAAGCCAAAAUCUGAUCUGAACAAAUCUUUUGGCAUUGUUCAUUUCGCAGGAGCCGUUUUUUACAGAUUUUUGGAAAAAAAUCGAGACACAUUUUCUCCUGACUUGUACUCGUUAGUGCAAAGCAGCAAAAUAAAGUUUCUUGUCAAUCUUUUUGAACCAGACAUGGACGCUGAAAAUUUGACGGGAACUCGUCGAAAGCAGGCAACCGUUAGUGGUCAGUUUAGAAAGUCACUGGAAGCCCUUAUGUCACAAAUCGCUCUUUCUGAACCAUUCUUUAUUCGCUGUAUCAAGCCUAACGAGUAUAAACGAGCUUUGAUGUUUGAUAGAGAUUUGGUCUGUAAACAGCUUCGAUAUUCUGGAAUGAUGGAAACAAUCAAAAUCCGUAAAGCUGGUUAUCCGAUUCGGUACUCUUACCCCUAUUUCGUUGCUCGCUACCGCAUCCUACUUGACGGCAUCGGCCCUCCUCAGAGGGUCGACUGCAAACAAGCAACGAAAGAAAUCUGUGAUGCAAUCCUUGGGCGACAUGCAGAUUACCAACUUGGUGCUACAAAGGUUUUUCUAAAAGAUGCCCAAGAGCUUCAUUUAGAGCAAGAACAUGAUCGCAUGGUGCACAUGCGAGCUGUUUUGAUACAAAAAACACUGAGAGGAUGGCUGCAAAGAAAGAAAUUUCAUCGAAUGCGAGAUGCUGCAAUAAUAAUUCAGAAACAUUAUCGUGGAUAUGCUCAACGACGUAGGUACCUUCAGAUGCAAGUUGGCUUUGCUCGCCUUCAAGCAGUGCUCAGGACUCGCCAGCUGGUCCUACACUACCAACAUCUCAAGUCUAUUGUUAUACAAUUCCAAGCUUUAUGCCGUGGUGCUAUGGUAAGGGAAGCCAUAAAGUCAAAACGUGAACGCGGAGAAAGGCGGCCAGCUAUGAUGACUGAGACAGACGAGUCGCCGCGAGAGCCAAGUCCUGCUUCUGCAUCAACAUCUAACGAUGAACUGGAUGAUUCACGCUUAGUAGAACAAAUAUCAGACACCCCGUCACCAACUGAUAUUAUCGCUCCUAUGGAAGAAAUAGGAAAUGAAGACCUGAGCGGCUUUCAGUUUGGCAAAUUUGCUGCAACAUACUUUCAAGGUCAGGCUACGCCACAGCAUAUCAAAAAACCACUACGAGCCCCCUUGCUUCUUCACGAAGAUCCUGGCCACCAAUUGGAUAGAACAUCUGUUAUGGGUAGGCUUUAUGAGACUCUUGGGCGAAAGUUUACGAAGAAAGAUGUUGCUUUAGCAAGCAAAAAUUGCGACUACGAUCAGCUGUCAGGAACGCAGAAGAUUAAAAAAAGUAGCAGCGUUACUCAAAAAUUCAUACAGAUGACGUUAAGGAAGAAAACUAAGCUUGCAGCUAUUGAACAAGGAGGUGAUAAAGAAACUAAAGCUAUCAUUGAAGGUAUUGAAGCACAUAGACAGUUUAAUGCCUUUUUGGACGAUAGGCCUACUUCAAACUUAGAUAAAUUACAUUAUAUUAUUGGACAUGGCAUCCUCCGCAGUGAACUAAGAGAUGAAAUAUAUUGCCAAAUCUGCAAGCAGUUAACGAAUAAUCCAUCACGAAGUUCAAACGCUCGUGGGUGGAUACUGCUUUCAUUAUGUGUUGGUUGUUUCGCUCCAUCUGAUCGUUUCAUCAAAUAUUUGUACUGUUUUGUUCGAGAGAAUGGUCCUAAAGGGAGUGUUAAUUAUUCCUCUUACAUUGAACAGCGAUUAAGACGUACGGUUGCAAACGGAACUCGGCAUCAGCCUCCAAGCUACAUUGAGCUACAGGCUACAAAAUCAAAGAAAAACAUUGUGCUUUCAAUAACACUUAUGGACGAAAGCGUAAAAUCACUAAAUGCAGAUUCGGCUACCACGGCAAAGGAGUUAUGUGAAGCUUUGUCUCAAAAAAUAGGGCUUAAGGAUCGUUUUGGUUUCUCGCUUUACAUCGCAUUAUUUGACAAGGUAUCCUCUCUGGGUGCCGGUACUGACCAUGUAAUGGACGCAAUAAGUCAGUGCGAACAGUACGCUAAAGAACAAGGUCGACUGGAACGGAACGCUCCUUGGAGAUUGUUCUUCCGUAAAGAAAUCUUUAGCCCAUGGCAUGAUACUAGCCUUGACCCAGUUGGUACAGACUUAGUUUAUCAGCAAGUAGUACGAGGAGUCAAGUAUGGAGAAUACAGAACCGAUAAAGAUGAAGAUCUUGCUCUUCUAAUAGCUCAACAAUUUUACAUCGAUUACGGUUCCCAUUUGGACGUGAAUGACAUCGAUAAACUGGAAGAGUCACUUCAGCGUUACCUUCCCGAUUAUGAGCUGAAAAAGUCAAGUAAUGAUAAUCUGCAAAGAUGGUUACAGUUGGUAAUGCAUGCUUAUAGAAAGAAGUUCAAGCAGAAAGAAAUAACAAAGGAAGAAGCUAAAGGAGACGUUGUUAAAUUUGCAAAGUUCAAAUGGCCUUUACUUUUCUCCAGGUUCUAUGAAGCUUUUAAAUUUGCCGGUCCACCUCUUGCCAAAAAUGAAGUUAUUAUAGCAGUUAACUGGACAGGUAUCUAUGUUGUAGAUGAUCAAGAACAAGUACUACUCGAGUUCUCAUUUCCAGAAGUUACAGGAAUUUUAUGCUCAGCACCUUCAAGAGCUUGUAUUGAAUCUUUUACGAUUCAAACAGUUGGUCAGGAUGAAUAUACGUUCCAGUCACCUAACGCUGAAGACAUUAAAGAGCUUGUCAGUUACUUCUUGAAUGGCCUGAGCUCUCGUUCGCGUUACCUUGUUGCUUUGCAGGAGAACAGUGCAAAUGAAGCAGCAAAUUAUCUCGAAUUCAAAAGAGGAGAUCUUCUUCUUUUAUCUGACGGCCUCACUGGAGGUUCACUAAGUAAGCAUCAGUUUGUGAGAGGAGAAAAUGCACGAACAGGAAGGAGGGGUAACAUUCCGGUUGAUCUCGUGCGGGUUUUGCCUACUCUAGAAAAACCAACGAUUGAAGUGUUGGAAACAUUUGCUAAACAACCGGAGUUUGAUUCUUUGAUGAAUCGCCAAGUCGCGUUGGUUAACGCUUCAACCACAGAUAGGCCUUACACCUUGGAGAGGUUUGCGGCCGACAAUUUCAGAACUCCUCCAAAAAGGACUCUUACUCUUGGUUCAAGAAAGAACGACCGUUCUAGUAAUGGUUUAUGGAUGCAUAGCAGAGAUCCAAUAAAAAUGCCACUUUUAAAGAAGCUUAUUGGUAAAGAGGAGCCUUCUAGUGAAGCCGUUAAUAUGUUUAUGGCCAUUUUAAAAUACAUGGGCGAUCAUCCAUCGAAGAAACCACGUUCAGGCACUGAAUUGACGGACCAAAUAUUCAAAGGACCUUUGAGAUAUGAGAUACUUAGGGAUGAAUUGUACUGUCAGCUUAUGAAGCAGCUGACUGCUAAUUUCAAUCCCUUUAGUGAAGAGUGGGGAUGGGAGCUUUUGUGGCUUGGCACAGGUUUAUUCCCUCCAAGUCAGUCGCUGCUGAAAGAAGUUCUUCAAUUCUUACGAUCGAGAGAACAUCCUGUUGCUGCUGACUGCUAUAACAGACUACAAAAGACUUUAAGGUCUGGCCGUCGUAAGUUCCCACCUCAUCAGGUUGAAGUAGAAGCAAUUCAACACAAAACCACCCAAAUAUUCCAUAAAGCUUUCUUCCCUGAUGGCUCAGAAGAAGCAAUUGAAGUCGAGUCGUCAACAAGAGCGCGCGAUUUUUGUCAGCGGAUAGCCACAAGAUUGAGAUUAAAGUCAUCUGAAGGCUUUUCGUUGUUUGUAAAGUUUGAUCAGAAAGUGAUUUCUGUGCCGGAGAAUGAGUUCUUCUUUGACUUUGUCAGACAAAUCGGUGAAUGGGCUCGUCAGAUGCGAGCUGCAGAAAAUGCGCCACCUUACUUCUCUUAUCAAGUUCGUUUUAUGAAGAAGCUAUGGAUGAAUGUAGUUCCUGGAGAAGAUACAGCUGCAGAUUUAAUCUUCCACUAUCCUCAAGAACUACCUAAAUAUCUUAAAGGUUACCAUAAGGUAACUCGACAACAGGCAGUUGAGUUGGCUGCAUUAAUUGUACGUGCUAGCACGCAACGCGACAAGUAUCCGUCAAUGUCUCAGGUUCAACAAAAGUUAAAAGACUUUGUUCCGGAAGAUCUCCUGCAAGCUUAUAAUAAGAAUGAUUGGAAGAAGCAAAUUGCGGCAGCAUAUGGCGGAAAUGUGGAAAAUAUGAGUCCUGAAGAGGCUAAGAUUACCUUUUUACAACGCGUUGCACAAUGGCCUACAUUUGGUUCUGCAUUUUUCGAAGUUAAACAGUCUUCCGAUCCAGCAUUACCCAAUAAACUUCUCAUUGCUAUUAAUAAAACGGGAGUGAACUUGUACGAUCUGGUUACUAAAGAUCACAUCGGAAAUUAUCCAUUUUCUUCAAUAAGCAACUGGACUAAAGGCAACACUUACUUCCACAUGACCGUUGGUAACCUGACGAAAGGAAAUCGUUUAUUGUUGGAAACUUCGUUGGGUUAUAAAAUGGACGAUUUGUUAACAUCUUAUAUUAGGAUGUUACUGUCUUCAUCGAAUACUAAUCGUGCUACUGCUGCCUCCAGUGACGCUGAAAUAAUUUGACU
Messenger RNA from Enterobius vermicularis (human pinworm), 5618 nucleotides. Lineage: Eukaryota; Metazoa; Nematoda; Chromadorea; Rhabditida; Oxyuridae. The record is from the annotation of a GenBank genome assembly.